Molecule: messenger RNA, 414 nt
Organism: Echinostoma caproni
Lineage: Eukaryota; Metazoa; Platyhelminthes; Trematoda; Plagiorchiida; Echinostomatidae
Source: the annotation of a GenBank genome assembly
GAAAUUGGUGCGAACGGAAUCGGUCAUCCUCGCAUUCCUGGCUCAGUCCCAGUUCUCCCCAUGGGAAUUGUGCCCACAAGACAACGAUUGUCUUCAGUUACUCGUGCACCUCAAUUACCUCCCCUGGCUGCUGCUGCUGCUGCACGCGGCGAUUGUGAAGCAACCACUCCGAUUACAGGUGAGCUUGAAUCCUCAGGGCCGCCGGAAACUUGUCCACGGUUAGUUAACGGACCCAGGGUGUCAGACACGACUGACAAUACCGGUGUCUAUUCCGAGGAGCGUAGCAGCGGCGACUUCAAGCUCAACAUGACGGACAAUAAUUGUUUGCCAACCAUCCCCAACUCGGUUAACCCGGAAAUGCUCGAGGCGGACACAAACGCCAUUCAGUCCGUAUCACAUUCCGAUCCCGGUUAG